GAAAUAGUGGCGUCUAUAACUCUGUACACUUCCAUUUUGCAUUAAACACUUCACUAAAAAACACAACUUUCAAUUUCAAUUUCAAUUCAUUACAACUUAUCAACCAAAGCACCAAACUUUCUUUUUGCAUCAUCCCGUUAACUCUCUCUUCUUGACUUUUUAGCUUUCAAAUCAUACGUUUUUUCAACUGAAGCUUUUACUCCUCUGCCACCGGGGGGACCGGUCUGUAGUCUGGCUGGGUCUUCUUUGACUAAUCAAAACUUGCCCAUUUGAAAAGCAGCGUCUGAGGCCCCCCCAAGUCUUAAAAACCAAGGCGAAAAAGACCAUCUUUGCUGCUAGGCUCUAAUGGAGGAAAACCAAGAAAUCGUACUGACCCAGAUGAGGAAAUCGGUGGAGAAGCUUGGUUCUUCUAUUGAGAAGCAUGGUGAGCCAACACUGAUGAGAUUCUUAAUUGCGAGGUCUAUGGACCCAGAUAAAGCAGCAAAGAUGUUUGUUCAGUGGCAGAAAUGGAGGGCUUCGCUUGUUCCAAAUGGGUCCAUCUCUGCCUCGGAAGUACCAGACGAGUUGGCAGCCAAAAAGCUUUAUUUGCAGGGCUUAUCAAACAAGGGAUACCCAGUGAUGAUUGUUAAAGCGAGCAACCAUUUUCAUUCAAAAGACCAACUUCAAUUCAAAAAAUUUGUGGUCCACCUUCUUGACAAAACAAUUGCCAGUUCUUUUAAAGGAAGAGAGAUUGGGGAUGAAAAGUUGAUUGGCAUUCUUGAUCUGACAGACAUCUCAUACAAGAACAUUGAUGCACGUGGACUGAUCACGGGAUUUCAGUUUCUACAGGCGUACUACCCCGAACGUCUGGCAAAGUGCUUCAUUUUAAACAUGCCUUGGUUCUUUGUAAGCGUUUGGAGGCUGGUUUCACGCUUCCUUGAGAAGGCGACUCUAGAAAAGGUCGUGAUUGUGACCAGUGACGAUGAGAAAAGAGAUUUCAUAGAAGAAGUCGGAGGAGAAACCUUGCCAGAAGAGUAUGGCGGACGUGCAAAACUAAGAGCGAUCCAAGAGGUAGAAUUGGCCCCAUUGGAGGAUUGAAUGCAAAAAAUACUAAGGUUUGGCUAACUGCUAUCAAAUGGUCAGGUGUUAAUGAUAAAUGUAUUGCUGAGAUAGCAUAGCAGGCUGCUGCUUCAAGCUAUUUUCUUCUCCAAGAGUUAUUUAUAAUAUGAUUAUGAUUAUAUGGUGUCAUGUCAAUACCUACCUUCCUAUCCUUCCAUUUCUGCCUAAUAUAUACAAGUGACUCUUCUCAAAUAACAACUGAGGAAUAGCUUUGUUUAUCUAGUUAAUAUUUAUAUUUAUAUAAAAGCUUAUCUUGUCUGGGAUGUA
This is a messenger RNA of Humulus lupulus (European hop), 1365 nucleotides long. RefSeq names its product sec14 cytosolic factor. The transcript has 6 exons. The coding region runs from base 346 to 1077 and encodes 243 amino acids. Lineage: Eukaryota; Viridiplantae; Streptophyta; Magnoliopsida; Rosales; Cannabaceae. The record is from RefSeq and is a predicted model, not a curated record.